Molecule: messenger RNA, 2279 nt
Organism: Puntigrus tetrazona (Sumatra barb)
Lineage: Eukaryota; Metazoa; Chordata; Actinopteri; Cypriniformes; Cyprinidae
Gene: ccl44
Product: chemokine (C-C motif) ligand 44
Exons: 4
Coding region: 1186-1602 (138 amino acids)
Biological process (GO): monocyte chemotaxis; G protein-coupled receptor signaling pathway; cellular response to tumor necrosis factor
Cellular component (GO): extracellular region
Molecular function (GO): CCR chemokine receptor binding; chemokine activity
Source: RefSeq, a predicted model, not a curated record
CACUUAUUUCGUCAUGAGAUGCAUUCAUUUUUGGCCAAGAUCUCUUAUUUAACAAUGGGAAAGUAAAACCGCUCCGUAAAGUCACAUCCCAAAGUCUUUCAAUGGGGUUAAGCUCAGGCCUCUGUGAUGGGCGAUUCGUACAUGAAAACGAUUCCUCAUGCUCAGGAAAACACUAUUUUACAAUUUGGUUCCAAUGAAUCUUGACGUGGGCACAUCUGACAAGGACUGCUCAUCUGGACUUAGGUUUCUGGCUCAUUGCCACCUCUCCGUCCUCUAUUGUGUUCUCGUACUCAAGUAAAUGAAAAAAAAGAAAUAAAAAAGUUGUGUGCAUAUGCUGAAAGCCUGUGAACUUGUUCUUGGUGGCAUGUUUUCUUCAGUGUGAUACCUUAAUUGCCUUUAAAAAAAAAAUGCAGGAGAGACGACUGGCCAAUGGAUGCGAGUGAGGUCAUGGGCUGAGUAUGUUUUUGCCGUUUUCGCACGCUUUACACAUCCGCCUUGGACAUGCAGAUGGCAUAUUUUCGAUCUAAUGACCCCAGGUAUGCCAAACCCAUAAAGUCCCGACAGUUUUCUCCACAUGACUCAAGAACUCGGCAUGAGGACGGGCUCUAAAUGUCUGCACAUGAGUAUCCAUAUUGAUUCCUGAUGUUUCGUUCGUUCAGAUGUCUCCUCCCUUCGAGUCAGACCCCAGGACUGCAUUUCAUCCAGCUCCAAGAUUUUCGACCGCAAUAAAUCAUAAGUUUGCAAAAAGUUGGCCAUUUUAAUAUAAGGUGUUUCCUCUCUUCAGCAUUCGACGUCGGACGCAUACAUCACCGUGGACUGCUGUUUUUAAUCUCGUUUCUUCGAAUAUAAGAAGAAUGAGUUUUUUCUUAAUUACAGAGAUCUCUGCCGUUGCAAAUUCUCGAGCGAACGCGGGCGACGGGCUCGAAAUUGCAGCGUUUAUGCUACGCGUCGCACCAGCACUUGCGCAGCUCAACGUGUUAAUUGAAGAGAGUUGUGCGUUUCUCAACAGCGAGGGGAGAUGCUACGACUGUGAAAACAGCACACGAGGGGGGGAGCGAGGGAGAUUGUGGGUGUGUUAGCGCGUGAGAGAAAAAAUAGGGGAAGGGAGGGAGAGAGGAGAGAAAUAAAAACAGCACAAGAGGACAGCAGGCAGCACGGAGGAAAAAAUCCCUCUGAGGUUCCACCAUGUUCCUGCAGACUGUCUCCAUCCUCUUCCUCUCGGCCGUCCUCUUCGGCUGCCUGGAAGGGAAGGGUGUGCAAAUGCAACGAGAUGUUCAGUGCUGCAUGCAGUACUCUCACGGCAAAGUCCGGACCAAAGACGUCCUGAGGUAUGAGAGGCAGACGGAGGGGCCGGAUUGCAGCAUAAGAGCCAUCAUAUUGUACACCAAAAAGGCGGUGAAGUGCGCCGAUCCAAGGGACAGGAAGGUGAAGAGGUUACUACGGAAACUGAACCAGAGGAUGGGAGCCAAAUCCCGCAGGACCAUGUGGCUACAUCCGCAUAUGAAUCUGCCCGUCAUGUCGGAGGUCGCCGUUGUUAACUCCCAAAAGAUGAACAAGGUAAACAAGAAUCGGCAGGAUGCCAUUUCGGUGCAACAGUUCUGAAAGUAAAAAUCCCAUUCUUAUUUCCCUUGGAUGAACUGAUUUCUAGCUUUAAUGUAUAAACCCGACAGACCUACCAUAAGUUUAGAGGUUAAGGAAUGUUGUAUGAUUCUGCAUACAGAAACAAUCAAUAUGAUUUUAACUUAAUAUGAAACAAAAUUUGUGUUCAAUUUGGUUCCCGGGUGAAGAACUACACUAGUCAGUUAUAUUCGCUGUUACCAUGGAAACAGACAUUUCAACCAAUCAAAAGACUUCGAAAUGAGAAUAUAAACGUGGAUUUAUAAAUUAUUCUGGCCUAGACUGUAUGUAUAUAUAUAAUGACCAAUAUAAAAUUGAAGACAACUCAAGCAGAUAUAUUUUUUCGAAAUAUUAGUAAAAUAUAAAAUGUCCAAAAUCAGUCUAUAUGAUACUGCGCGUCAAUAGUUGUAAAAGGCUUAAUCAAAUUUAAAUUAUCUAAAAUUUCUAUAUGUUUCAUACGCUAUUUUGUAAUACACUGCAAACAUAAGCUAUUUAUAUUAAGAACUUUUUAUAUUGUUUCUGAUUCGUUUAUACAAUUCGUAAAGCUUCAUAAGAUUGGCUUCCAAAUUUUAUUAUCUAGAUGCAAGCCUAUUCGGUUCAUUUUACGCUUUCAUGUCUUUGUAAUCUUAGUGAAUACUGAUAUAACCACGCUUCCUUUCCUU